Molecule: messenger RNA, 719 nt
Organism: Chara braunii
Lineage: Eukaryota; Viridiplantae; Streptophyta; Charophyceae; Charales; Characeae
Source: the annotation of a GenBank genome assembly
GGCGGAGGCUCACCCUUCUCCUCACAAGGCCGGUGAGUCACAGUGCCCUAUACAGUCUUCGUUUGCCAUGCCAGGGGAUGCUUGCAUGGACAAUAUUCUUGGCAUGUUGUUAGCCCGUCCCCCGACUCCACGUGAGCACGGCAAUGGCCGUGCUAACGUGGACACGUCACCCAUUGGCGAUAUUGUUGGAGGACUCAACCCAAGCGGGGGUGUCAACAAUGGUAUGUUGAUGGAGGUGGAUGAGGGGAUUGAGGGAAGGACGGCGGUUAUUCCGCAACGUAGGGGGGAUGAUGCGGAGUAUCGACCCGCUGAGGAGAUGGAUAGGAGGGACAAGCACUUGAGAUGGCACGACAUUGCGCGAUCACGCAAGAGUUCGCAGAGGGCGAGGGAGACAGGGCGUGGACCGGCCGAUCUUGCAGUGAUUGUUGAUGCACAUGAUCAUGAUGACGGUGCUGUGGAUGCCGAGGACCAUCAGAGCACAAAGGUCGAGGGCGGAGAUUGUAGAUUGGAGACUGCUCGUGUUCGGCCUGAGAAUGACGACGCAGAGGGCGGGGGAGCCACUGGACGAGGUGAAGGAUUACUUGCAAGUGUCGGGCAUGAAGGGGCGGGGUGGACACAAGGGAGGCCGAAGGUGGAGACGGAGCGGUUGCAGGAGGGGUGACAACACCAUCCACUCUUGUACAGAGAGCGGCAACCGAUGAUGAUGGUGUUUUGACGAU